UAUGUGUACUUCAGUGUGUCAUCAUCUUUCUUAGGAUUCCCACCCACAGUUUCAGGAGAAUUUCACUCAGAUGUCCAUCCCUGUGUGGAGAGGAGUCAAUUCUUUUUCUCUUUAAGCCUGGCUAGAUCAGCAGCAGGCCUCCAACCACAGAAACUCAGAACAGAGCCAAACUUCCAUCAGGACUAGACAAUGAGGAACAGGGUGGGGCUGUGUGUGCUGGGCCUUCUGUGCCUCCACGGCUCAGUCUUUGGACAGGUAAGAGAACCCCCUUUUCAGCCCGGCAUCCUGAUCUUCUGUGACGACCCAUCUGUGAAGAUAGCCGUCAACAGCGCAGUGAAUAAGUUCAACGAGAGGCUGAGCACUGGACACAAGUUGGCCCUCUUCCAGAUACUUACAGCCAGCAAGUCAAAGAAUGUCUCAGACUCGGUGUACUCACUGCAGUUCACCAGCAGGAGGAGUGACUGUCAAGCUGGGAGCAGCAAACCUUGGACAGACUGCAAUUAUCUGCCAAAUGGACGCAAGGAGCCAUUUUCAUGCAAUGCCACAGUCUACAUGACCGACCACGAGGCAGACACUAAACAGGUGGAUUGCCGGCUCGACGAUCACAUUAUUCCAGUGAGAGCUCCCUGUUUGGGCUGUCCUCAGGACAUCGACAUAGACUCAGAGGACCUUAGGGUUCCUCUUUCAAUCUCCAUCUCCAAGUAUAACUCCUUGUCCGACUCUACUCACCUGUUCGCCCUGCACAGUCUCGGCCAUGCCACCAGACAGGUGGUUGCAGGCUUCAGAUUCAAGCUGAGGUUUGACAUGAAGAAGACCACAUGCCCCAAGGAUGAACACAAAGACCUCAACGAUCUGUGUGUCCCUGAUGAAGAGAAUGUGGAGUUUGCUAACUGUAACUCUACAGUGGAUGUAGCACCAUGGCGAUUUGAGGUCCCACAGGCACAGAUACAAUGCGAACCAGGGGAAAUGCCUCAAUCGUUUUUCAUCAGGCGUCGUCCUCCUGGCUGGUCCCCACUCAGGAACAUUCUAUAUAAUGUUCGCUCAUCUCCAUCUCCAUCUCUAUCUCCAUCUCUGACCACACCACCCCCCACUAUGGCUUCAGCCAAAGAAGAAUCUUCUGAGGAGGACACCACAGUCUCCCAGCCUUCCAACUCCCCUGGCCUGGCUGCAGAACCUGUGAUUGACAGCCCCUUCUACUGCCCGUCCAAGCCCUGGAAACCGUUCAAUGCGGAGCCUGCAGCUCCUACGAAGGCUGCCACAAAUGAGGCCACCACUCCGCUCUCAGCAGACGGGACCUUCAGUGAUUCAGACCUGGUGGCAUAAAUUUGUCCUAAUGGAACCACAUUUAUAUUCAAAAUAAUCUCACUCGUCACACUCUUCCAACAGAUUUUGUUUCCUCCUCUAAUAUAUUGGGUGGCAUUGCAGGGAUUUUUGGAGGAACGUGUCUAUGGGUUUUAUGCAGAUUUGAAAAACAAAAGGGUUAAUUUAAUAAAUAUAACCAGUCAAGGGGACAAAGGAGAAGGCAACCUGUUUUGGGGCCCUGUUAAUCCUCAGAAA
This is a messenger RNA of Etheostoma cragini (Arkansas darter), 1557 nucleotides long. RefSeq names its product kininogen 1 (gene kng1). Gene Ontology annotation, molecular function: cysteine-type endopeptidase inhibitor activity. Gene Ontology annotation, cellular component: blood microparticle; extracellular region. The record is from RefSeq and is a predicted model, not a curated record. The transcript is spliced from 9 exons. Gene Ontology annotation, biological process: negative regulation of blood coagulation; positive regulation of cytosolic calcium ion concentration; negative regulation of endopeptidase activity. The coding region runs from base 190 to 1323 and encodes 377 amino acids. NCBI's taxonomy places the organism in Eukaryota, Metazoa, Chordata, Actinopteri, Perciformes, Percidae.